This is a messenger RNA of Myodes glareolus (Bank vole), 6530 nucleotides long. The record is from RefSeq and is a predicted model, not a curated record. Lineage: Eukaryota; Metazoa; Chordata; Mammalia; Rodentia; Cricetidae.
UGAGGAGGACUGGCUUAUUUCUCCAUGCCCUCUUCCGGCUCCGGGAAGCGGCGGGACUUUGGCGGUCGCCCGAGUGGGCGCGACGCUAAUCGAGGGCCACUUGGGCCCGAGCGGCCGCGGCCCGCCGCCCAGCGGAGUUGGGUUUUCCUGAUCCGGCUCGGGCUGCCCCUCCUCCAGGACCCUCCCCCUCGGGAACGGUCGCUCACGGCGCUUUGGACGGGCUGACUCGGUGCCGUAGAAAAGGUGGUCAAGUCCUCUUUUCAAGAGAAGAUGACUUUUAACAGUUUUGAAGGAUCUAGAACUUGUGUACCUGCAGACACCAAUAAGGAUGAAGAAUUUGUAGAAGAGUUUAAUAGAUUAAAAACGUUUGCUACCUUUCCAAGUAGUUGUCCUGUUUCAGCAUCAACAUUGGCACGGGCAGGGUUUCUUUAUACUGGUGAAGGAGAUACUGUGCAGUGCUUUAGUUGUCACGCAGCAGUAGAUAGAUGGCAAUAUGGAGACUCAGCUGUUGGAAGACACAGGAAAAUAUCCCCAAAUUGCAGAUUUAUCAAUGGUUUUUAUUUUGAAAACAGUGCCACACAGUCUACAAAUUCUAGUGUCCAAAAUGGCCAGUACAAAGCUGAAAACUCCGUGGGAAACAGAAAUCAUUUUAUUCUCGACAGACCAUCUGAGACUCAAGCAGAUUAUCUUUUGAGAACUGGACAGGUUGUAGAUAUUUCAGACACCAUAUUCCCGAGGAACCCUGCCAUGUGUAGUGAAGAAGCCAGAUUAAAGUCAUUUCAGAACUGGCCAGAUUAUGCCCAUAUAACCCCCAGAGAGUUGGCUAGUGCUGGCCUCUACUACACAGGGAUUGAUGAUCAAGUGCAGUGUUUUUGUUGUGGUGGAAAACUGAAAAAUUGGGAGCCCUGUGAUCGUGCCUGGUCAGAACACAGGAGACACUUUCCCAACUGCUUUUUUGUUUUGGGCCGGAAUGUUAAUGUUCGAAGUGAACCUGGUAUGAGUUCUGAUAGGAAUUUCCCAAAUUCGACAAUUUCUCCAAGAAAUCCAGCCAUGGCAGAAUAUGAAGCACGGAUCAAUACUUUUGGAACAUGGAUAUACUCAGUUAACAAGGAGCAGCUUGCAAGAGCUGGAUUUUAUGCUUUAGGUGAAGGUGAUAAAGUGAAAUGCUUUCACUGUGGAGGAGGGCUCACAGAUUGGAAGGCAAAUGAAGACCCUUGGGAACAGCAUGCUAAAUGGUUUCCCGGGUGUAAAUAUCUUUUGGAUGAGAAGGGGCAAGAAUAUAUAAAUAAUAUUCAUUUAACCCAUUCGCUUGGGGAAUCUUUGGUAAGAACUGCUGAAAAAACACCUUCACUAACUAAAAGAAUCGAUGAUACCAUCUUCCAGAAUCCUAUGGUACAAGAAGCUAUACGAAUGGGAUUCAAUUUCAGGGACAUUAAGAAAACAAUGGAAGAAAAAAUCCAAACAUCUGGGAGCAGCUAUCUAUCACUUGAGGUUCUGAUUGCAGAUCUAGUGAGUGCUCAGAAAGAUAAUACACAGGAUGAAUCAAGUCAGACUUCAUUGCAGAAAGACAUUAGUACAGAAGAGCAGCUAAGGCGCCUACAAGAGGAGAAGCUUUGCAAAAUCUGCAUGGAUAGAAAUAUUGCUGUUGUUUUUGUUCCUUGUGGACAUCUGGUCACUUGUAAACAAUGUGCUGAAGCAGUCGACAAAUGUCCCAUGUGCUACACAAUCAUUACGUUCAAGCAAAAAAUUUUUAUGUCUUAAUUCAGAGCCACAGUAGGCAUGUUAUGUUCUUCUUACUUUAAUUGAAUGUGUGAUGUGAGCAAACUUUAAGUAAUCAGCAUUGCAUUCCAUUAGCAUCUGCUCCCAAGUGGAAACAAAUGUUAACAGCACUGUUGCAGUCUAAACUUUGAAUUUCUAGAUCUUUCAGGCUAUUAGCUAUAUUGUUUAUCCAGUAUUUUACUCAAUUGAAACCUUAGACAAAGAAGCAUUUAAUAUUAUAACAUUUCAUCUUGUGUAUUUGUAGUAUACUGAUUUGAUUAUGUAUAAGUGAAUUAAUCACCUGUAUUUUUUCAUUCCUUUCAGAUAAGCUUAAUAAAUGGGGUGUUCUGUAUAAGCAGGGAGAUUUCAGGUAAUCUGCCCAAUCACUUAAUUUGUUUAUUGUGAACAGGGAAGAACUGUUCCACACUGGUGGGAGGAUAAACAUUGUUUUUAGAUGUUUGUCCAUGUUUUAGGAUUUUGUCUGUUUCCUGUCAAAAUUAUAAACGUACUUGUAUGAAUGUUUUUUUUAAAAGUGAUUUUGCCAUCUCCCAAAAGAUAUUUAAUGAUAGACUACUAUCUAACUAGCGUAUACUAACAUGGAAAGACAACAAAGAUAUAGUAAGUGUAAAAUACAAAUGGCAAAACACUAUGUAUAGUUUGAGUCAAAUCAAGGUGUGUGAAUUUUAUAUCUCUAUAGGACAAAAAAGAUUUGGAAAGAUAUGCAUCACACUCUUAAAUAUUUUUUUCUUGAAGGGGUGGGGGCAUGGGUCUUAGAGGGGCUUAUAAGUGCCCUUCCUUUUUUUUUAUUCUGUUUGAAGUUUAUAUAACUAUGUAUUACUUUUAUAUAAUCAGAAUUUUUAGAAAAUAUUUUACUGAUUUAAAGGCUUAGGCAUGUUCAAAUGUCUGCAAAACUACUUAUCGCUCAGUUUUAGUUUUUCUAAUCCAAGAAGGCAGGCCAGUUAAUUUUUUGGUGCCAAUGUGAAAUUUAAAUGUUUUUGUUUUACCUGCUUUGUGGAUGAAAAAUACUUCUGAGUGGUAGUUUUCUGACAGGUAGACCAUGUCUUCUUAUCUUGUUUCAAAAUAAAUAUUUCUGAUUUUGUAAAAUGAAAUAUAAAAUAUGUUUCAGAUCUUCCAAUUAAUUAGUAAGGAUUCAUCCUUAAUCCUUGCUAAUUUAAGCCUGCCUAAGUCACUUUACUAAAAGAUCUUUGUUAACCCAGUAUUUUAAACAUCUGUCCGCUUAUGUAGGUAAAAGUAGAAGCAUGUUUGUAUGCUGCUUGUAGUUUUAGUGACAGCUUUUCAUGUUGAGAUUCUCAUGUCAUUUUGUGUCCUGAAAGUUUCAUGUGAGUUUUUACUGUUAAGAUGAUUAAGAUGUAUAUAGUACAGAAUGUUAAGUCUCUGAUUGUUUUAUGUUUGUUUGUUUCUUGACUAGUAAUGGUAGUAAAUACUUUUAAAACUAUUUUCUCAAGAUCCUUAAAACCUCUUGGAACUGUAGCAUACUGACAAGAGUAGUUGUUUAAUUAUGAUUUAACAACUUAUGUAAGAGUCAGUAAGAAUAAAAUCAAGCUAAAAUGCUUCAUAGAACACAGGAUUUACCUUAAAUAAUUAUGAUAGACCUCUUAUAGAGACGGGUCUAUUUUGCUACAGAGAACAGUUUGGGAGUGAAACUGUUACAAUUUAGACUUUUUGUUGUAUUUUCUAAGAGAAAGAGUAUUGUUAGGUUCUCCUAACCUCUGUUGACCACUAUGGUAAGUGAUGUCAUUUUAAUUGCAAAUUUAAAUAGAAAUUAACGGAAUUAAGUAAAUGACUACCCUUUUUUCUCUUUCCUUUUUUCAGGAAAAUCUUUCUUUGUAUUGUCUCCUACUUAGGUACAGUUAGGUAGUCAUUAAGUUGAACUUGAUCUAAAUUGACUAAGUUUUAAAUUUAAAUUUACAUAUAAAGCAUUCUACAAGGGGAUAAAAGUGUUAAUUUAAAAAAUUUUUCUAAGACACUUCAGGUACAAGUCACGUAGGUAGUUUGUUUAAUCUAGUUGUUAGCCAAGGAUUCAAGGACUGAAUUGUUUUUUAAUAAGGCUUUUCAUGUUCUCGGAGCAUCAGUUCGUUUAAAACUCUCCUUUUAAAACUUGUGUGCUGAGAGUUAAGCAAAACCUCUUUUUUUUUGUCUUCAUGAGUUGCAAAAUUGAAUUCGUGAAGCUGAUGCGCUAACAGGUUUAUUUUAAGAAUUGUUUAGAAAAUGCUGUUGCUUCAGGUUCUUAAAAUCACAGUGCUUCAAUUCUAAUCAAAUUGUUGGAGGCUUACCAGAGUUGGUCUGAGCUCACACUAGGAAAAAAAAGCCACUGGAUCCUUUCCAAUAUAGAUGUGCAAAAAUUGCUCACUUGAAAGGUCAAAAUAUAACCAGAUCCAAAUCACCCCUGAGAAUUCUCAGUAUCUCUGUGUUGAUGUUCUUUUCUGUAUAAAGUUCACUCUAGGAUUUUGAAGUAACCACCUAUUUUACUACAUACUAGUCAUGUGAAAUUUGACGUUAUUUUGUAGUAAAUAGCUAAUUUUAUUUGUAAUUUACUGUGUUGAUCAAAACUUUUGUGAGUGUUUGGCAUUUAUUAAAUAAAUAGAGUUUAUUUGAUUAAUGACUUAGUAUUCCCUUUCCUACUAGAUUUUGCCUCUUCCUUUGGUUAGGGGUAGAGGUGAGGUGACUGUAGUAAGUGAAUAUAAUGUGGCUAUGUUAUGGCAUUUUGUUGUUUUGGUAUUUUAAAUGUGUAUUUUUUUCUGUUUUAAUUUUAGUAAGUAAAAUUUAUAUCUUGAGCUCUCUUAAUGGAAACUACCACUCCAGCAUUAGCUGCAUGUAUUGUUCUUAUUAGACCUAAAUCAUUGUUUUACUUCUGACUGCCUAGGUACUGAAUAAGAGGAGAAAUGAAAUAGAUUGUAUGUCAUUGCUAUUAGAGAAAUAAGAAAAUGGAGAAAUAUUUGACCCAUAGCAUUUUAGUCAUAUCUGCUCUUUUUAAGAAGAUAGCCAUCAGUGAAGAAAUGAGCUGGCCGUAUAGACUUUACAGCCUAAAUUCAAAUCUCCAGAACCCACAUAAAAACUUGGUGUAAUAGCCCAAGCAUCUGUAAUCAUAGAAUGCCUUCACAAAACAGGAAGCAGAUGGCAGAAUGUCCAGAAGUUCAAGGUCAGCUAAUUUGGCUUAGGCAUUAGCAAAGAGUCACUGUUAAACAUGGUAGGAAGGUGAGGGCCCACCAACACACAAACCUCCACUCAUGCAUCAUAGCAGGUAUCCCACGUGCACCUAGACAUGUACACAAAAGAGAAAAAAAAUAGCCACCUGUAAGAUGAGAAUGUUACCUUAACAGAUGAUGGAACUCAACUCAAUAAGAGCAUAUCUUAUAUGUCAUAAGUUUAACUCCCAUGCUAAAACUUUUUAUUUCCAAGACAGAAUUUCUCUGUGUAACAGUCCUGGCUGUCCUGGAACUCACUCUGUAGAUCAGGCUGACCUUGAACUCACAGAGAUCUGACUGUGUGCCUCUGUGAGUGCUGGGAUUAAAGCUGUGCACCCCCAUUGCCCAGCAAGCCUAGACCUUCUAUGGUUUUGCUUUGAUGGAAGACCUUGGACUAAAGCUUAAAAGAUAGCCUGGAAAAGAUAACCACUAAGAGUACUUGCUGCUUCUUCAGAGGACCAUGGUCCACUUAUCAGUACCCACAUGGUGGCUCACAACCGCAGCUCCAGCUACAGUCUAUCUGGUGCCCUCUUCUGGCUGAAAUGGGCACCUACAUGCAUGCACACAUACACAUGAAAUAAUUUUUAAAUCUUAAGUGACUCAUUUUAGUCACUAUUACUCAUUUUUCUGGGUGCUUCUUAUAAUGAGGCUAAAAGUUGCAAUAAAUAAAUAGAUCAAUCCUUUAAAAUAUUUAAAUUCAUUUUUCAAAAACUAGAAAAAUAUUCUUACUAAAUUCAGUUGAGUUUUUCUAAUGGGAAUAAUUAUUCCCAUCAUAAUAUUUCAGUUUGGCUCUGAAACAUUCAGCACAACAUAGAUUUCUUCCUUACAUAAUAACAUCACAGACCAUCAGAGCUAGAAAUUACUUUAGAGAGUAGCUUGUUCGCACCACCACCACCCUCGUUUUAUCAUAGAGGUAGGUCCCUUUACUGGGUCAUAAUUUGAAGUUGUACAUCCCCGCACCACAGCAACUACCUGUCCUGGGAAGUCUCAGAUGUUUAGUUUUCAACAAUUUAUUCCACUUUGCUCUAAUUUUCACUGCACAAUAAGUGGUGCUUUACAGUUGUUACAGUAGGACAAUCUCUAAUAUAAAUUGAAUAAUAUUAAUGCUUGAGUGAUAAAGUUCCUGUUUGGAGGCUGAAGUUCGCAGCUAUGAGUACAGAUCUUUGACAUUUACUAUGUGCUUAUGUAUCACUAGUGUAGCAUUUAAGAUUACUGUCUAAGUUUAUCUUAUCACUCUGUCAGUACUUACCAACUGGCUUGCAUUUUAAAUUUGAUGUUAAUAAUGGCUUUAAUGUUGUUUCUGGUUUUGCAUUUUUGUUAUUGUACUUCACCUGACAGAAUGACCAAUUCUUUUGUUAGUGUUGUUAAGAAUUAUGUUAAGCAUUUUGAGACAGAAUGCUAUGUUUGUGAAUAUAAUUUUAUGGCUUAUUUUCAUUUAAAGGAUACCUUUCAGUAUGGAAAUUUAUGAAAAUUGCUUUCUGCCCUAUAAUCUGUCAUUUGUUGUAGAUUAAAGCUUAUUUUUCUGUGAAUAAGACUUAUUCAAUAAAGCACUAUUCUUUAAAAUGA